This is a messenger RNA of Magnolia sinica, 1546 nucleotides long. Its product is annotated as pectate lyase-like. The transcript has 5 exons. The coding region runs from base 198 to 1514 and encodes 438 amino acids. The record is from RefSeq and is a predicted model, not a curated record. Lineage: Eukaryota; Viridiplantae; Streptophyta; Magnoliopsida; Magnoliales; Magnoliaceae. Gene Ontology annotation, molecular function: pectate lyase activity.
UCACACCCACCAAUGCAGGUUAGCCAUGACCAACCAAGCCGUGCUUAUUUCUAGGGUUGGGUUCGGUUGGUUUGUACUGGUCUAACAGAACUUGCCUCUCACCGCCAUUCCCAUAAAACACCACAAGGAAGAAGGAGAGAGAGAGAGAGAGAAAGAGAGAGAACAACAACAACAACAACAACAACAACAACAACAACAUGGAUUCACUUGUUAGAAUAAAACCCAACUUCUUAUUCUUCUUCUUCUUCUUUUCAUUCCUUGCGGUGGUUCCAUCGCUGCGAGCCAACAUCGGUGAAUUCGACGAUUUCUGGCAGAAACGGGCACAAGAAUCAAGGGCAGCUACAAUCAAUGCCUUCAAUCCAAAUCCUCAAGAAAUCUCCGAUGAUCUCUUUGGCGAGGUCAAAGCGGCGUUGCAGGGAAAUAGCACAAGGAGGCACUUGAAAAAGUACACGGGCAAAUGCAUGGCAACGAACCCCAUAGACAGGUGCUGGAGGUGCCAGGCAGACUGGGCCAGGCACCGGAAGAAGCUAUCCAGAUGCGUACUCGGGUUUGGACGCAGAACCAUAGGUGGGAGGAAUGGGAAGAUCUACGUGGUAACAGAUGCUUCGGAUAAUGAUCUGGUGAACCCAAAGAAGGGAACGCUGAGGUGGGGAGUCAUCCAAGAUGUACCGUUGUGGAUUAUAUUUGCCAGAGACAUGAUUAUUAGACUGAAUGAAGAACUGAUAGUUAACAGCCACAAGACUAUUGAUGGACGUGGGGCCAACGUCCACAUCGCUGGUGGGGCCGGCAUCACUAUCCAACAUGUCCAAAACGUUAUCAUCCAUGGCCUCCACAUCCAUGACGUCAAGACCGGCAGUGGUGGGAUGAUCAGGGACUCUAUCAACCAUUAUGGUUAUAGGACCAAAAGCGAUGGCGACGGAAUCUCCAUUUUCGGCUCUACUAAUGUAUGGAUUGAUCAUAUCUCUAUGUCCAACUGCAUGGAUGGACUCAUCGACACUAUCAUGGGAUCCACGGCCGUUACACUCUCCAACAACCACAUGACUCACCAUAAUGAUGUUAUGUUGAUGGGUGCAAGUAAACUGCAUACGAUGGAUGUACUCAUGCAAGUCACAGUCGCAUUCAACCACUUCGGAAGGGGUCUUGUGCAGAGGAUGCCUCGGUGUCGAUACGGAUUCUUCCAUGUGCUAAAUAAUGAUUACACUCAUUGGCUCAUGUAUGCUAUCGGUGGUAGCCAAAAUCCUACCAUCAUUAGCCAAGGCAACCGGUUCAUUGCUCCCCCCGACAUUAAUGCCAAGGAGGUGACUCAUAGGGAGGAAGGGGACUGGAAGAACUGGCAGUGGAGAUCUGAAGGAGAUCAGAUGAUGAAUGGGGCCUACUUCGUGCAAUCUGGCCAACCUAGACUCAAGAGGGGUUAUUCAAGGCAUGACAUGAUCAAUGCCAAGCCUGGGUCAUUUGUGAAGAGGCUCACACGCUUUGCUGGGGCCCUCAAUUGCAGGAAGAACUUUGAAUGCUGAGCUAAGUUGGAGGAGUUCACGUUGGAUUGCAU